Messenger RNA from Pocillopora damicornis (cauliflower coral), 1345 nucleotides. Its product is annotated as histamine H2 receptor-like. Gene Ontology annotation, molecular function: G protein-coupled receptor activity. The record is from RefSeq and is a predicted model, not a curated record. NCBI's taxonomy places the organism in Eukaryota, Metazoa, Cnidaria, Anthozoa, Scleractinia, Pocilloporidae. Gene Ontology annotation, biological process: G protein-coupled receptor signaling pathway. Gene Ontology annotation, cellular component: plasma membrane.
AUGAUCAAUUCCGAAUUACAUUGCAACCGGUGGAUCGUUGUGCUCAGCGCUGAAUCCUUGGCGAUAGUCGUUCUCAACAUUAUCACCAUUAUUGUAUUUGUGAAGCAGCGCCAGCUACAGAGGAAGAGUACAUACUUGAUCAUCCAUCUUGCUAUAGUCGAUCUCUUGGCUGGAGGUAUCAGUGAGCCUCUGAGCGUUGAAAAGAUUGGAAGCUUUUGUAGUCUGAGGGAGUACGACACAACAAAUAAUACUUGGCUGGUCAAAAUGAAGAGAGCCUUAGAGUUUAUCUUUCCUUCCUCCUCACUGCUCAAUCUCGCUGUUAUUUCAUUGGAACGGGCACAUGCAACAUUCUUCCCGUUCAGACAUCGUUUUAUCAGUCCAUGGGUAUAUGGAGUGGUAACUUCCUUUAUUUGGUUUACACCUGUAGCAGUGGAAGGAGGACGCAUAUUUUUCAAACUAUAUUUAAACAGAGAUCUGCCUGAUUUAAUUAUUUAUUUUUCUUUUGUUUUUAGUCUUCUUUUUGCUAUCUGUGUUUCUUAUUUUGCCAUUUUUCUCAAAGUCCGACGCAGUCGUCAUCCUCAACACCAUGGUGCAGCCGGUCUGAGGGAAAGAAAACUGACUAGUACAUUGUUUCUUGUCACCCUAGGAUCUUGGGUAACGUUUCUGCCAAGUGCGAUUUGGUUCAGUUUCGACAUAUUCAAAUACCGCUCCUCUAUCAACCUUUCCCCUAAAGGAAGGUUUCAAGUCGAAAUGAUAGCCCUUAUGUUAUUCUUCGCAAAUUCGCUGCUAAAUCCUUUAAUCUACGCCAUACGGAUGCCAGAAUUAAGGUCGGGUAUUUUGCGAAUAAUAUUUCGCAGGCCCCCACAGCGCUUGAAUCAAGUGGAUCUUUCACUACAAAAUAUUUAGUUUUCUUUCCGAUUUAAAGGUCACUGGUGAUUCGUCUCACAGGAAAUCAACUUGACUUCGGGGCUUUGGCUUUGUUUGGAGAAUUAACAGAAGAAGGUCGCUAAUAAUAUUUCCCUAAGAAUUAGACCAUCCUUUCCGAUUGUCACAGAUACCGUCUGAACUCAGUCUGUUUUGGAGGUGACAGAAAGGUUGGUAAAUAUAGCGUUUUUUAGGACCACGUGUUUGCAGUGAAAGCAACAAGCGACUGAAGUGUUUGAAAAUCAGGCAGGGACCAAGGAAGGCGUCUAUGGCCUCUUUUAGAUCCGUAGUUUAACCUUUAUGUUAAUAAACACGUUUUUGUAGCCUCUUAGAUUUCGAGUUUUCUCAGCUGUUCAAUCAAUUGAUAAUAAAUGCCUCUGCAUGGUGAGAAAACUUGGCGCGUGACAGAACAUUCUUAAAU